ACAUGCGCGUGCUGUGGCAGCAGGAUAGCGGAAGAACAAAUAUGCAACAAAGUUUUUCUUAAAGUUUACUCAUGCCUGAUUUUAUAACCGUCAGUAAUCAUGACAUCUAAGCUUACAGAUGCACCUCAAGAUGAGCUGAUUAAUUUAAUAUACCGGCAUUUAAAGGACAACGGUUACAGGAAAGCUGCCAACGUGCUGAGAAAGCACGCGCCACAGGUUCAUGUUGAAACUAAGGAAGUACAAGCCUCUUUAGGAGAGAUCUUUAAGAAGUGGGCACGUAAAAGGAACGAAGACUUGGAUGAUGAAGAUGUUCCUUCUCUGCCAUCAGGCAUUCAGACUCCCGAAUUGAAGAGUCCUGCAAAGAUCAAGACAGACCCUCUAGCUGUAAGAAAGUCCCAUAAGAAACACAACACAGCUGGAAACAUGGCUUCCUCUAAAGUACUCAGUCCACAAAAACCUGAUGAUACAAACAGAAAGAAAACUUCACGGGGAUCACCGAGCAAAUCACAGAAACAGAAGAAAAAAGAAAUGGCGAUGAUACCAAGGAAAGGAAAAACGUUCACCUCAGAAGAUGGAGCUUCUAAAAGUCAAACCGUCUCUUCUGCUGCAGUGAAUGAUUCUGACUCUGAUUCUGAGACCAGUUUAGACGUGGAGAAAUGGAGGACACGAGUCACACAGCUAUCAGUGAAGGAUUCUGACUCUGAUUCUGAGACCAGUUUAGACGUGGAGAAAUGGAGGACACUAGUCACACAGUUAUCAGAUGCUGAUAUAGUAAAGAUGAAUGUCCUCUCAAACUUUGAUAAAUCAACUAUCUCCUCAUCUGGAAAGUCCAAAGAAAAGAGAAAGACCACAAAGGCGACAAAAUCUAAAAAAGAGGGAGACCCACCCAAGAAUAUAAAGUCCAAUACGCCAACCAGGAAAUCAAGAGCUAAAAAUGCUAUCAUUCCUCUUAAGACUGUUACAACCAAGACACUUUCAAAGAAGUCUAAAGACAAGACAGCUACUGCUGUGUCUGAGCUUCCUAAAGUUAAAACCCCAUCAAAAAAGGCUAGAGAUAAGAAAAUCAGUAACAUCUCAGGUCAUGAUGUGGUUGAGACUACUGAAAUAGCUGCUCCUGGGGAUGCUAAUGGUUCCUCAGAAACUCCAUCUAAAAAGGCCAAGAAAAAGAAAUCAGAAAUCCAGUCUGAUGCAGAUAAUGUUGAAAAUCCUAAUUGUUCAUCAAAUACUUACAAAGUUGUUACAAAUGCUAGCAAGCUUGCGCAAGCUAACUGUGAAGACGCCAACCAUAUGAUUGAUGAUGCCCAACUUAAGUCAAAGAAAGUGAAAGACAAGGGGUCUAAAAGUGUCGUAGAGCCUGUUGAUGGUGAGACUCAUUCUAAAAAAGUAAAAGCUAAGAAAACAAAAAGUCUUGCUAAGCUUGAAGCAGCAACAUCUGAGAAAGUGGACGUCCUUGAAAAUUCUGAAACACCAACUAAAAAGGCCAAGACAAAGAAAUCAGAAAUCCAGUCUGAUGGCAAUGUUGUUGAAACUCCUAAAAAAAGUGACGAUAGUCUGUCAAAUACCAAAGAAAUCGUUACAAGUGCUAGCAUGCUUGCGCAAGCUAACCCUAGUGAAGACGCCAACCCUACGUUUGAUGUUGCCCAUCUGAAGACUGACCAAUCCAAGACGCCAACAAACAAAGUGACAGACAAGAAGUCUAAAACUGUUGUAGAACCUGUUGAUUGUGAGACUCCGUCUAAGAAGGUUAAGUCUAAGAAAACUGAAAAUAUUGCAGAGAUUAGCAAAGAAACAACAUCUGAAGACAUUGGUGUGCUUCAAGUAUCCGUUAACCCUGAAACUCCAUCUAAAAAAGCCAAGAAAAAGAAAUUGGAUAUCCAAUCUGAAUCCGAUCAGGUUGAAACUCCUAAAAGAAACAAAGAUAGUCCCUCAAAUGCUAAAGAAGUAAUUAAAGAAGUUAAGAAAGUUAAAAAUGUUAGCAAGCCUGCGCAAGAUAACUGUGAGGAUGACAACAUUGCGAUUGAUGACGGCCACCUCAAGUCAGACCAAUCGGAGGAACCAUCAAAGAAAGUGACAGACAAGAAGUCUAAAACUGUUGUAGAACCUGUUGAUUGUGAGACUCCGUCUAAGAAGGUUAAGUCUAAGAAAACUGAAAAUAUUGCAGAGAUUAGCAAAGAAACAACAUCUGAAGAAGUUGGUGGUGCGUCAAGUAUCCGUUAACCCUGAAACUCCAUCUAAAAAAGCCAAACUUAAGGCUGUUAAAGACCUUUCAGAAGUGGUUGAGUCUGAAACUCCAUCGAAAAAAGUCCGAGUUCAUGGAGGUAAGAGUAUUUCAGAAACCGUAGAGUCUGAAACUCCUAAGCAAGCUAAAGCCAAGAACGAUUCUGCAAAACCUGAUCAGAUGGAAACACCUUCUAAGAAGUCCAAAAUGCUUUCAUCGGAUGCGAAUCUCCAGCAGUCCGACCCUACGAACAACUCUUCGAAAAAAAGAAAGAACAAGGCUUCCUCAGAAGUUUCGGAAACCCAGAAUGACGUACUCCUGGAAACAGAACUAGCAAGUUUGUGUAAUGAGGAAACAUCUAGUCAAGAUCUUAAGUCUCCAUCCAAAAAAAGAAAACGGCCACAGGAAGAACCGAGUGACAUCUUGGUGCCAGAGGAGGCCAUGCCGAAGGCCAAGAAAGGGAAAAAGAAAAACACGGAGGUUGAAAAUGAGGGUGAAACAACACCACAUGAAGUAGCUUCUGUUACUGUUGAAACCAUCCAGAAGAAAAAGAAAAAGAAGAAAGAAGAGAAGUGUCAAGAGCUAAUCCCUGAGGAUUCUCCUGUGUCUGCUCCACCUGAAGAGGUGGUAGUUCACAAAAAGAAAAUGAAGUCUGCUAAAGAGAAACGGAUCAGAAGUGCUGAAGCUCAUGGACUCGACGGCACAGAACAGACAUAACGGUUCAUCAUCUCAUUGUGGCUCACAUCUUAAAUUAUUACUUUGAAAUCUGAAUGCAUGCUCUGUCCCUACAGUGUGCGUGCGUGCGUGCGUGCGUGUGUGCGUAUAUGAAUGUCUGUUUUUGUAUGUUUUAUAUUUUUAUGGAAGGCAAUUUCUGGAAAAUCUUUAUUAUUUUUUUGUUGUUGUUUGAUUUAUUUUUCUAUCUAUAUUUGAUAACAGGUCUUUGUGAUAAAGAAUCGUUUUAAGUCUUUCUAUUAUUUGUUGUAUUUUAUUUUUUUAGGAAAAAAAUCAUGGGAGCCAAUGGCUAUAAAGUCGAUCUCUUUUAUAGUUGUGAUGGUCAACUGAUGAAGUUUUCAUCAUGCAUGUUAUUUUUUUAAGAUGUACAUAAAAACAUUAUGAAGUGCUUAAGAUCAAACAAAACAUUUUAGAAAUGUCCUUUUUGACAUCUGUUAAAAAACUAAACUUUUUGGAAGAUUAAAAUAUCUCUG
Xyrauchen texanus (razorback sucker) is the source of this 3423-nucleotide messenger RNA. RefSeq names its product treacle ribosome biogenesis factor 1 (gene llcp). Bases 100 to 2217 code for a protein of 705 amino acids. The transcript has 10 exons. The record is from RefSeq and is a predicted model, not a curated record. Gene Ontology annotation, molecular function: protein binding. NCBI's taxonomy places the organism in Eukaryota, Metazoa, Chordata, Actinopteri, Cypriniformes, Catostomidae.